Messenger RNA from Capsicum annuum, 643 nucleotides. Its product is annotated as abscisic stress-ripening protein 1. The transcript has 2 exons. The coding region runs from base 124 to 459 and encodes 111 amino acids. Lineage: Eukaryota; Viridiplantae; Streptophyta; Magnoliopsida; Solanales; Solanaceae. The record is from RefSeq and is a predicted model, not a curated record.
UAUAUCAUCUUAUAAAUAGAGGACUAGGAUAUACAACAUUCACAAAAUCAUAAUUGAAUCAAACAUAGCACAACACUUUUAUCUCAAUUGAGUACAUCUCGUUUCAUAGUCAUAAUAAUCACUAUGGCUGAGGAGGAGAAACACCACCACCACCUUUUCCACCACAAAGACAAGGGAGAAGAGGGCCCUGUCGACUACGAAAAGGAAAUCAAACACCAUAAGCAUCUUGAACAAAUUGGUAAACUUGGCACUGCUGCUGCCGGUGCCUACGCCUUGCAUGAGAAACAUGAUGCUAAGAAGGAUCCAGAGCAUGCACACAAACACAAGAUAGAGGAAGAGAUUGCAGCUGCUGCUGCUGUUGGUGCUGGAGGAUUUGCAUUGCAUGAGCACCAUGACAAGAAGGAUGCAAAGAAAGAGGAAAAAGAAGCUGAAGGGGGACACCACCACCACCACUUCUAAAUUCCUAUAUUUUAAUUAGAUUUUUAAUAUUUGUUGAAUUUCCUACUGUAAUGCUCUCUGUAGUAGAUGCAUGUGUGAUGUUUCCUAAAUAAUCAUGUGUGUGUUUUUCGACUUACGUACCUCGUAAUUUUCUGUUAGAACUACCUUGUAUAUUUGUGGUAUAAUAAAUGACAGUUUAUGUGCA